This is a messenger RNA of Truncatella angustata, 582 nucleotides long. RefSeq lists its product as uncharacterized. The annotation marks the transcript as partial. Lineage: Eukaryota; Fungi; Ascomycota; Sordariomycetes; Amphisphaeriales; Sporocadaceae. The transcript has a single exon. The record is from RefSeq and is a predicted model, not a curated record.
UCCAUACCAGCGCCUCUAAUAGGUCACCUGGCAUCGCUUAAUUUGCCUGCACCCUCAGCCCUUGGACCAUCAUUCUUCGAAUUACCGGAAACACCACUUGCAAAGCGCGCGGAGAAUUUCGUGCGGGAGUUCAUACCAUUAUGGGCUGCUCAUCAUUCCUUCCGCACGUACGCGUUCGCGUUGUGCAUUGCGAAUUAUGCUGGGUGGGACAGCGGCGAAAACGCGCAAGAACUAGGCUUCGAUAAAGAGCUUAUCUACUUCGCUUGCGUUUUGCAUGAGAUCGGGUUCAACCCAGACGCCCAGAAAAGCUCGUUAUCGUUGGAGUUAUGGGGCGCGAUCAAAGCACGCGAAUGGAUUCUGGAACAAACGUCACAGGUGCUUGAGGAGUGUCGAGGCUUCCAGACUGCCGAGUCGAUGGCCUACUGGGCUGACGAGGUCUGCGAGGCUAUCGCGCGACACACCAUUGAGUUUCGGGAUUUCAGUUCCCGAGUCAGACUUACUGGUGCUCUAGUCACACUCGGAGCGGGUCAGGAUCUUAUGGGACUAAGCGCGCAAUUCAUACAUUCCGACGAUAUUAUAACG